Molecule: messenger RNA, 529 nt
Organism: Racocetra persica
Lineage: Eukaryota; Fungi; Glomeromycota; Glomeromycetes; Diversisporales; Gigasporaceae
Source: the annotation of a GenBank genome assembly
GCCAUCAUCCAAUUCGAGAGUAUACUCCUUUCCAUCAAUCCCUGGUUCUUUUCCUUCCGAAGACUCUCCACUUCAUAAAUACCUUGCAAAAAAAUAUUUCAGAAUUUGGAAAAAUAAUACAAUUAGACGAAAGAAAGACCUGGCAAAGGCAGUGGAGGUUUAUGAAUUUAAUAGGAAAGCAAAAGAAGAUUUGCCACCGUACAGAAUAUUAAAAGAUAAACCUGGUGCUCCGCACAGAAUACGAAUUCAACAAAAAUUAUGUUUUGCCAGUCCACUCGAAGAUAUAUUUACAUAUGAUUCUGAUGAAGAUCAAAUUAACUAUAUAACAAUUGUUCCGGAUGAUGUCAUCAUCUACGAUGAAUAUGAAGUGGAUGAAAAAAUGGUAGAUAAAAUUGCUGGUUUUUAUGAAACGAAAUAUCUACGCUAUGCGCAAAGUCAUAAAGUUUGGGAUGCAUGCUAUAACCUAUACAAGUAUGGUUUCAGAGCUCAAGAUCCCGUAAUAAGAAAAUACUUAUUGCGUUUAAUUUGA